UUAUAUAUAUGUGUCUAAAUGGGAGCUCUCAUUCAAAAAUUCUAUACGUUAACUACUUGAGAACUGAUAUUUUCUUUCUUACUCACCUCUCACUCUCUCAACACUAACGAAAUUUGCCAGAGAAGAACUUCUCUGGUUCAACUGAGAUUAUACAGAGAUGGAGAUGUCCAGGUUCAGGCUUCUUCCCUUGGUGAUACUUUUGUUUCUCUGUCAUGCAUGUGUUGAUGCCGACGAGACAAACCACCAGCAGAAGACGUACAUCAUUCACAUGGACAAGUCCGAUAUGCCCGCAAGUUUUGACGAUCUUGAGCAGUGGUACGACUCAUCUUUAAAGUUGGUGUCGGCCUCUGCCGAAAUGCUAUACACCUACAAUAAUGUCGUCCAUGGCUACUCUGCGCGCCUGACAUCUGAGGAAGCAAGGUUGCUUGAAGAGCACCCGGGUGUUCUAUCAGUCCAAGAAGAAGUACAAUAUGAACUUCAUACGACUAGAUCACCUGAGUUCCUUGGACUUCUCACUGACAAAACUCUACCUGUGUCUAACAGGAUGAGUGAGGUUAUCAUUGGUAUGAUAGACACUGGUGUCUGGCCUGAAUCAAGAAGUUUUCAUGACAAGGAACUCAGUCCAGUCCCGAGGGGCUGGAAGGGCGAGUGUGAAGUGGGCAAGACCUUUUACAAAUCAAGCUGUAAUCGCAAACUCAUUGGAGCGAGGUAUUUCUCGAAAGGGUAUGAAGCAGAAAGAGGACCAAUUAACGAGACACAUGUAUCAAAAUCACCAAGGGAUGAUGACGGCCACGGAACACACACUGCAACCACAGCAGCUGGAUCAACUGUUGUUGGAGCAAGCCUCUUUGGUUAUGCUGCAGGUACAGCACACGGAAUGGCAAAAUAUGCCAGAUUAGCAGUAUAUAAAGUAUGCUGGCUCGGUGACUGUUUGAGCAGCGAUAUACUAGCAGGUAUGGAGAAGGCAAUAGAAGAUGGUGUUAACAUACUUUCAGUGUCUCUAGGUGCCUCAACCAUUGAUUACUUCCGAGAUGCUAUUGCAAUUGCGGCGUUCACAGCAACAUCUAGAGGAAUCUUUGUUUCGUGUUCGGCUGGAAAUGAUGGGCCCUUCCAUGAAAGCUUGUCAAAUGUUGCACCAUGGAUAACUACUGUAGGUGCCGGAACUAUAGAUCGUCAAUUUCCAGCAUACAUUACCCUUGGAAAUGGAAAAAAGUUCACUGGAUCAUCGCUCUACAGUGGAAAACCAUUACCCAGUUCCUUUACGCCACUGGUGUUUGCUGGUAAUGUUAAUAGAACAUUCGACGGUAAUCUGUGCUCCCCUAAAAGUCUGAUUCCAGGAAAAGUCAAGGGGAAAAUUGUGAUCUGUGAUCGUGAUGGCUAUGGAAUGGCAAGUCAGGGUUUGGCAGUGAAAGAUGCCGGCGGCAUUGGGAUCAUUAUAGCAAAUACUGAAUUUGAUGGAAGAGAGCUGGUUGCUGAUGCACAUUUCAUCCCUGCAGCAACUGUUACUUAUACAGCGGGUGAUAUCAUAAAAAAGUAUGCCUUAACUGAACCUAAUCCGACAGCCACGAUUGCAACUGGAUACACAAAGGUGGGUGUCCAACCAUCACCUGUUAUAGCUCUUUUCAGUUCCCGAGGACCAAACCCAGUCACAAAAGAUGUACUUAAGCCUGAUCUGAUAGCACCCGGUGUUGAAAUCCUAGCAGGAUGGACCAGAAAAGUUGGACCGACAGAAUUGCCAGAAGAUACUCGGCAGGUGGAUUUUAACAUAAUUUCUGGUACUUCAAUGUCAUGCCCACAUGUAAGUGGAUUAGCAGCACUAAUCAAGGCUGCCCAUCCAGAAUGGAGUCCUUCAGCAAUUAGAUCGGCAUUGAUGACCACAGCUUAUAAUACGUAUAAGAACGGACAACGCAUUCAAGAUCUUGCAACCGGAUUGCCCGCAACCCCAUAUGAUUAUGGCGCCGGACAUGUGGACCCCACAUCAGCCCUUGACCCAGGUCUUGUCUAUGAUGCCACCAUUGACAAUUAUAUAGACUUUCUUUGUGCCAUAAACUAUAGUUCAAGUAUGAUCAAAACUAUCACAAAACAAGAUCAUUCUUGCAAGAACGGUAAGAAAUACAGAGUGGGAGAUCUCAACUACCCCGCUUUUUCUGUUCUUUUCCGGAUGGCCUCAGGCAAGGGUCGUAAAAGUAGUGCACCAAUAGUUGUCAAAUACACAAGAACACUAACCAAUGUGGGCAACCCAGCAACUUACAAAGUUUCACUCUCUAAGGAGACAAAGGCAGUGAAGAUCAUGGUUGAGCCAAAAGUGCUUGCUUUCAGCAAACCAAAUGAGAAAAAAAGAUUCACAGUGACAUUCACCGCAAGGUCCAUGCCCCCAGGCACAACCAGAUUUGAUUAUCUGAAAUGGAUGGAUGGAAAGCACAUUGUUGGCAGCCCAAUUGCGUUUAGUUGGUCAUGAUUUAAGCACUACAAACUCCCACGUAAAAAUGUAUGACCAUUCUAUAUAUUUAAAUAGUAAAUAACCUGGGUCAUGAAUUU
Messenger RNA from Olea europaea var. sylvestris, 2538 nucleotides. Its product is annotated as subtilisin-like protease SBT1.7. Gene Ontology annotation, molecular function: serine-type endopeptidase activity. NCBI's taxonomy places the organism in Eukaryota, Viridiplantae, Streptophyta, Magnoliopsida, Lamiales, Oleaceae. The transcript has a single exon. The record is from RefSeq and is a predicted model, not a curated record. The coding region runs from base 158 to 2458 and encodes 766 amino acids. Gene Ontology annotation, biological process: proteolysis.